This is a messenger RNA of Octopus sinensis (East Asian common octopus), 841 nucleotides long. Its product is annotated as TATA-binding protein-associated factor 2N. Gene Ontology annotation, biological process: RNA 5'-cap (guanine-N7)-methylation. The transcript is spliced from 3 exons. Lineage: Eukaryota; Metazoa; Mollusca; Cephalopoda; Octopoda; Octopodidae. The coding region runs from base 144 to 701 and encodes 185 amino acids. Gene Ontology annotation, molecular function: RNA binding. The record is from RefSeq and is a predicted model, not a curated record.
AAACAUCAACGAAGACGACUCGUCCACCAUUUUGUACGAUCCAUGUGGUCAUUAACACCGGAAGUCUCCCGACGUCACUUCCGGCCGCAUAACCCUCUCCUAACAACAACCCUGACACCGACUCGAGACUUGCCACAUUUAAUAUGUCAACUGACAACUCUGAAGACGAGGUUGUUUCAAGUGACUUUGAAAACGAACUUGAAGAACUCUUUAAAUCCCGUUACACAGAUGAAGACAAGGAAUAUCAAGAAGUUGUUGCACAGGAAACUGCACCACCGCCAACGGUAAUACCAUGGCACACAAAAUCCAAGAGAAACUACGAUUGGUCAGGGUAUCAUGGUCGUGAUCGUAGAGGAUGGCAUGGCGGACGUGGUGGCGGCGGCGGUGGCUACAGAGAUCGUGGUUAUCAUGAUCGAGGAGGGAACUAUUAUGAUCGCAACAGUGGGGGUUACCGCAAUUACCAUAAUCGCAAUGAUGGUUACCAUGAUCGUGGCGGCAAUUAUCGUGACCGCAGUGGAGGCUAUCACAACUAUGGUGGUAGUGGUGGUGGCUACCAUGGCGGCGGGGGUGGGGGUGGCUACCAUGGUGGAAGGAAUCAUGGUGGGGGUGGGGGUUAUCGGGGUGGCUAUCAAAAUCAUAACCAAUACCAGGCACGUCAAUAUUAUAAUAGAGACCGAUACAAUCCAUACCAAAGGAAUUAACUUUGGAUCAUUGAUAUAUAGUGGUGCUCCGGUCUAAUAAAAGACAGGGCUGAGGGGAAAAUAUUGUUAAAUCCUUUACUUGGUUAACUUUCAAAUAUAAUAUGAAUGAACUUCUUAUUCCAGUCCAUUGCAAAAAAAAA